GACUCAGACUCCACCGGGACGAAGGGCAGGGUCACAGCCCUUAGAGUGCCAAUGGGCCAAAGAACGUGCUCUCAGCCUGCAAGUCAUCCAGGAGUUCUGGGUCCUGCUGAACGCACCUCCGGAGCCCCAUGUGGCUUAGAAUGCAAAGCGCUGGCCAACGUUGAGAGACUGGAUCCUGGACAUCGCCCCAUCUGCCUCUCUGCCUGGAAGGAGAGAAUCAGCCUGCUGAGGGAGACGGGGUACCCACUUUCUAGAAGCUUUGCAUAUUUCUGGCUUGUGGGCCUGACUUCAUCUUCGAAGCCACCGGAGUCUUCCUCACUUUACCACUCUUCCUGUCUCCCUCUCCUCCGUUUAAAGACAUGCGGAUUACAUCGCGCAGAAGCUCCCUGGUGGUCAUUCUCUAAAAUGAACGACCUGAGCUCUUCACACCAACGGGCUGAGCGCGGUCACACAGUAGGCCCUCGAAAACAGACAUGGCCCCAGACCGUGAGUGGUGAGGUCUGGCUCCACGCUCCACGGCCGCGUCUGACUCCGAAGUCCACGGGCUCCUGCUCCCACACCAGGGGCCUUGCAAGCAGCCGUCCACAGGCUCCUGCAGAGGACUGUUUUCUCAUGAUGCAAGUUUUAUCUGCUUUGAGUUCCGUCAUGAAUAAGUGGCUUCUAUCAACAAGAAGCUGAACGUACAAAAUCAGGCCUGAGCGACAUUUCCUCUCCUUCCCCCAUGGCGGAGCUGGCCCUGGGCAGAGCUGGCCCAAGGGAGGUGGCCUGAGCCUGAGGGAGGAGGCCAGAGCCCUCACACUCAGGGAGGUACAAAUACAGCAAUUCGUUUC
Mustela erminea (ermine) is the source of this 830-nucleotide messenger RNA. RefSeq lists its product as uncharacterized. Bases 52 to 678 code for a protein of 208 amino acids. The transcript has 6 exons. The record is from RefSeq and is a predicted model, not a curated record. Lineage: Eukaryota; Metazoa; Chordata; Mammalia; Carnivora; Mustelidae.